AUGUUGAAACUGGGCAAAGUGAUAAAAGAAAAACCAUCCACCAUUAUUGAACUGUCAAGUUUUGAUAUAAAUCAGACGGAGUGGUCUCCUGAAUUUCGUUUUGUUGAGUUUGUUAUGAACCCAGUGGUAAUCGGUGUAGGGGGCUUUCGUGAAGCAUUCUCUGCAACAAGUCGUCGAGAUGACUUCAACACUUCCACUUGGGUAGUCAAGAAGUAUUUAGCAAAUGCGUUGGAGAAUAUUAAGGCGACAAAUCAGACUCCCGAGCAGCACACAAGGAAGGUGGUGCAAAUGCACCUACUUGCACGAAACUUUGCCAAGCAGCUCCAGCAAGAGGUGUGCAAGCGAAAUAAUGAAGAGGUGUAUGGUGAGUUUAUGUCUUACAACAAUAUUUACCUGGGAAAGAUGGAUGAUGGUGAAUUUGUUACUGUUGGAGAGUUUGUUAAAGGAAGCUUUGACAAGUACAUCAAUAAUGAUGGAACUCUUUGUGGCACUUCAACCUACAUCCGCAUGAAAGCUGAGAGCUUGUCUCAUUAUUCCUAUGUGAGAUCCCAUGAGAAGCUGAUGGUGGUUGAUAUCCAGGGCAGCAGCCAUAAGUUAUUCAACCCGGAAAUUGCCUCAUAUGAAUUGCAAGAGGAUGACGAGUACCUCUUUUCAACAGGAAACAUGACAUUCAGUGCAAUAACCACAUUUGUGAGAGACCAUAAUUGCAACAUUUAUUGUGAACUUGUUGGUUUAACAGAAUUUGAAAAUACUCCUGAAUAA
Messenger RNA from Paramuricea clavata, 762 nucleotides. The record is from the annotation of a GenBank genome assembly. Lineage: Eukaryota; Metazoa; Cnidaria; Anthozoa; Malacalcyonacea; Plexauridae.